Molecule: messenger RNA, 1275 nt
Organism: Aspergillus melleus
Lineage: Eukaryota; Fungi; Ascomycota; Eurotiomycetes; Eurotiales; Aspergillaceae
Gene: adB
Product: adenylosuccinate synthase ADE12
Exons: 4
Coding region: 1-1275 (424 amino acids)
Biological process (GO): 'de novo' AMP biosynthetic process; IMP metabolic process
Cellular component (GO): cytoplasm
Molecular function (GO): adenylosuccinate synthase activity; GTP binding
Source: RefSeq, a predicted model, not a curated record
AUGGGUAUCACAAUCGUGCUGGGUAGCCAGUGGGGUGAUGAAGGAAAGGGGAAGAUUACCGAUAUGCUUUCGCAGCAGGCUACGCUUUGCUGUCGUGCCGCUGGCGGUCAUAAUGCGGGUCAUACCAUCGUUCACGGCUCGAAGACUUACGACUUCCACAUCCUUCCCUCCGGCCUGGUCUCUCCCUCGUGUAUCAACCUCAUCGGCGCGGGAACCGUCUUCCACGUCCCCAGCUUCUUCAAGGAGUUGGCCUCCCUCGAGGAGAAGGGUCUGAAGGGUGCCAGCGAGCGCAUCUUUGUCUCGGAUCGUGCUCACGUCUGUCUGGACCUGCACUCUGUUGUGGAUGGCCUGGAGGAGGCCAAACUGGGUGGCCGUAAGGUUGGCACCACCGGUAAGGGUAUCGGCCCUUGCUACAGUGACAAGGCUUCCCGUCGGGGUGUUCGCGUUGGCGAGAUCCUGGACGAGGCUGUCUUUGAGCGCAAGCUGCGGACUCUGCAUGCCGGAUACACUGCCCGCUUCGGUGAGCUCGACUACAAUGUCGAGGAUGAGAUUGCGCGGUUCAAGGAAUACCGCACCAAGCUUGGUCCCUACAUUGUCGACCAGUUGGCCUUCCUGCAGAAAUACAAGGAUUCCCCCGAAACUCUGGUCGAAGGUGCUAACGCCCUCAUGCUGGACCUGGACCACGGCACUUACCCCUAUGUGACUUCCUCAUCGACCGGUCUGGGCGGUGCCGUUCAGGCCCUCUCUCUGAACCCUACCAGCAUCACGUCGAUCGUCGGUGUAGUGAAAGCCUACACCACCCGUGUCGGCUCCGGUCCCUUCCCCAGUGAACAGCUCAACGAGGUCGGUACGAAGCUGCAGGAAGUCGGCCGUGAGUUCGGUGUCACCACCGGCCGCCGUCGCCGCUGCGGUUGGUUCGACCUGGUCCUCUGCCGCUACUCUCACGCCAUCAACCACUACACCGCCUUGAACCUGACGAAACUGGAUAUCCUGGACGACUUCGACGAGAUCAAGGUCGGUGUCGCCUACAUCCUGCCCGACGGCACCCGCACGGAGAACACCAUCCCCGCCGACGCCGACGUCCUCGACAAGGUCCAGGUGGAAUACGUCACCCUGCCCGGCUGGAAGAGCAACACCAUGGGUGUCAAGAAGUACGAGGAUCUGCCCGCUAACGCACGCUCCUACAUCGAGUACAUUGAGCGCGGUCUGGGCGGUGUCCCUGUGAAAUGGAUCGGCACUGGCCCUGCUCGGGAGGACAUGAUCGCUCGUGAGUAA